Messenger RNA from Nicotiana attenuata, 2161 nucleotides. RefSeq names its product pentatricopeptide repeat-containing protein At1g20300, mitochondrial. The record is from RefSeq and is a predicted model, not a curated record. Bases 94 to 1719 code for a protein of 541 amino acids. The transcript has a single exon. Gene Ontology annotation, molecular function: protein binding. NCBI's taxonomy places the organism in Eukaryota, Viridiplantae, Streptophyta, Magnoliopsida, Solanales, Solanaceae.
AAGAAAAAAAGAAAAAAGACACAUAAAAAGAGGUUAAUAACAGUAAGCAUCAAAUUAUUGAGCACAACUGAAUCCAUCAGCAAACUGGAAGCUAUGGCCGUCACAAAAUCCAUGUUACGCUUGAAUUUCUCUCGCAAUUUCCUCAGUCCAUUCUCUUCUCAGAGCAAAUUCAAACCCUACACCUCUGCUUCCACCUCAGAGUUCGCCGCCGCCGACAUCGACGUCGACGACGCCGCCGUCAUAAACGGCGAACCCACUUGCCCAACUGAGCUAUUAUCCACAGAAGAAGCUGAAAUAGCUGAAAAGAUUCAUUCUUUAAUCAAAGACCAUCACCGCAAAAACCCUGCACCUAUCCCCACCUUAAACCCUAACGUCACUCUCCCUACUCUCUCCUUCGACUUCUCUACAACCUUCGAUAACCGCCCCAUUUCUCCGCGGGUCGUAAACCGGGUCAUUGAAAAAUGUGGGUCGGUUCGCCACGGCAUUCCAUUUUCACAGGCUUUAGCUUUCUUCAACUGGGCUGCAGCUCGUGACGCGCGUGGAUAUUUCCUAAACCCUGAGCCUUACAACGAAAUGAUAGAUCUUUCUGGUAAAGUACGCCAAUUUGAUGUUGCUUGGCAUUUGAUAGAUUUAAUGAAACUGAAAAAUGUGAAAAUUCCUAUUGAAACUUUUUCGAUUUUGAUUCGUCGUUAUGUUCGGGCCGGGCUUGCUUCUGAAGCUGUUCAUACGUUUAAUAGAAUGGAGGAUUAUGAUUGUAAGCCCGAUAGGAAUGCGUUUUCUGUUGUUAUAGGGAUAUUGUGUAAGAAAAGAAGGGCAUUAGAAGCACAAUCUUUUUUUGAUAGUUUGAAGGAUAAAUUUGAGGCUGAUGUUGUUUUGUACACUAGCUUGGUUCAUGGUUGGUGUCGGGCGGGUAAUAUAUCCGAGGCAGAGAGGAUUUUUCGUGAAAUGAAGGAGGCAGGGGUGCAGCCUAAUGUGUAUACUUAUAGUAUUGUGAUUGAUGCUUUGUGUAGGGGCGGGCAAAUUACUCGAGCCUAUGAUGUUUUCUCGGAGAUGAUUGAUUCGGGUUGUCAACCUAAUGCGAUUACAUUUAAUAACCUUAUGCGCGUCCAUGUGAAGGCAGGGAGGACGGAGAAGGUGCUGCAGGUUUAUAAUCAGAUGAAGAGGCUAUCGUGCUCUCCCGAUGUUAUUACGUAUAAUUUCUUGAUUGAUGCUCAUUGUAGGGAUGAGAAUCGCGAUGAAGCUCUUAAGGUGGUUAACGUUAUGGUUAAGAAAGGAUGUGAAGCAAAUGCUUCUACCUUUAACCCUAUUUUUAGGUGCAUUGCUAAGGCUCGUGAUGUGAAUGCUGCUCAUCGAUUGUAUGCAAAGAUGAAGGAGUUGAAGUGUAAGCCUAAUACAGUAACGUACAAUAUAUUGAUGAAGAUGUUUGCUGAUUCGAAAUCAACUGAUAUGGUUAUCAAGCUUUGGAAGGAAAUGGGUGAGAAUGAAGUGGAGCCUAAUGUGAACACUUUCAAGAUUCUGAUUUCGAUGUACUGUGGGAUGGGACAUUGGAAUAAUGCUUACAAAUAUUUUAAAGAGAUGAUCGAGGACAAGUGCUUGAGACCAAGUGAGUCGGUUUAUGACAUGGUUCUAAAACAACUAAGGAAAUCGGGGCAACUAAGGAAGCACGAAGAAUUGGUGGAAAAGAUGAUCGAUAGGGGAUUUGCUACUCGUUCUGUGUAAAAGGCCGCCAAGUUUGUUUGGAUAGCUUAUGGAGUUAUGUCUUCAGCUGGACUGUGGAAUCUCAGGAGCUCCGAGCACCGAUGUUAAAAACUCGGUCUUGUUGGCCAUACAAAGGCUGGAGUUGCAGCCAUAUUGAUCUUGCAUUUGAAACUUACUAGUAAUGGAACAUUUCGAGCUUAGUGGCAAAUUCAUUUCCUUAAGAAAGUGAAAGGUAAGGUUCCUUUUCUUUUGCUGAAUGAUAAUUUAACGAGAAAUGUUAUGCCACUGUUGCUCUCGGAUAAUCAGACUAAAGGCAUUAGGGAGUAUUUGAUCUUGUAGUAUAGGCAUUAACACAUAUCGAAAAGUUAAGUUUUCCUUUCAAAUCUGAAGUACCUUGUACAAGAAUUUUGAUUUGUUUUCUAUAUAAACAUGUCCAAGUGUGACCAGAUGUUUUGCUACCAUG